AAAAUUCCGAUAGUGGAAGAUGAAGUCCAGUGGCUUAUUCAAUUGUGGUACCCGAGUGAAACAAGAGCCCCGUGAUGUGUAUGAAAGUACUGAUGAUGUUCAAUGCUUCAGAUUUCAGCAAGAAAAUGUGACUGAAAGGCUUCGAAAAUGUGAUGAAAAUCAUGAAAUCCAACUAGACGAUUUGAAAAUUGAGUUCGAGUGUAGGGACGAGAAGCCAACGUUGAAUUCCUUGGUGAAAAUUGAAGAUGAUUCUCAAAACUACUCGCAGGGUGUAGAAUACAGUAGUGAUUGGGCAACUACAAACGGUAUUAAACAAGAAAUUUUGGACAAAGUGAAAAAAGAAUUUUUUGAAGAUGUCGUCGAUAACUAAUUGGUUACAAAUGAUGAGUUCGAUUUAAGUGGGCAAAAUAAAUCAAGAAUCAAUAUUGAUGUGGCUCGUUAAGAUGUUACUUUUUCGUGUAAUACAUGUAAGAAGACAUUUAGACAUAACAAAAGUCUCAAGAGUCACAUCAAAUCAGCACAUGAAGGUAUCAGAAGAUAUCCGUGCGAUUUAUGUGAAAAGCAAUUCUCAAUGAAAAGUCAUCUCAAAAUCCACAACGAAUCGAUUCAUAAUAAAAUCGCAUAUGUCAUAUAUAUGAAAAGAAAUUAUCAACGAAGAGUCAUCUGAAAAUCCACAUCGAUUCUGUGCACCAUGGCGUCAAAUAUCCAUGUGAUACAUGCAGAAAAAAAUUCACACGAAAGACUGAUCUCAAAAAACACUUAGAUUCGGUGCAUAAUAAAAUCACCCAUACAUGUGAUAUAUGCGGAGAGAAAUUCACACAAAAGUGCUCUCUCAAAAGACACAUAGAUAGGGUGCAUAAUAAAAUAACCUAUAAAUUUGACAUGUGCGAAGAGAAAUUCAUACGAAAGACUGAUCUCAAAAGUCUCAAAGUCUCAAAGCCCAUGUUAAUAUGGCACAUCGCUCUUAAUUAUAACUAAUUAUACCUAAAAAAAAGGAUCAAAUGUACGUUUAAUUAGACCAAAAAUCUCGAUUGACAAUGAUCUACUGUUUAAAAAAACAAUCUAUUUAAAAGAAUAAUUUUAAUUUAUUUUAUGGUGACUUCAUCCAGUAACAUGUUAUUAUGUUGUAUCAUACUCGAGGAUAAAAAUAAUGCCCAAUAAAUAAAUUUGUAAUUGAAAAAGAAUCAUAUUACAUCUUUAUAAUUUUGGGCUGAUCCAUAAUUCUUACUCCGCCCUUGUAAUUUGUCGCGCUCACAAGAUGAUUAUUUUUCUGUGUCGACAACAGCUACUAAGCAUUAAUUUCAAUUCAGUUUAAUCAAGUUUCAA
Molecule: messenger RNA, 1326 nt
Organism: Trichogramma pretiosum
Lineage: Eukaryota; Metazoa; Arthropoda; Insecta; Hymenoptera; Trichogrammatidae
Exons: 3
Coding region: 20-370 (116 amino acids)
Source: RefSeq, a predicted model, not a curated record